AUGGUGUUGAACACCUUUUGUUUACUGAACUCCAUUGGCGGGGCUUUGGCUGCCCGGGCGCCUUCAUUUUUGGCUCGGGAGGAGUGGAAGACGGUUCCGUGGUCCGCUGGGACGACCGAAAAGAACAUCCUACACCAUUUACUGGAUCUCGCUGUCGAUAUCCCGGGUCUGCUGGCGCAAUCAGAUCUGUUCGAGAAAGAGCAUCGGUCCUCGGUGAUGGGUGCGCAUGAGGUGACCGUCAAACAAGCGGCCCUGUGGAAUGGCAUAGCGGAACUCACCGCGAAAUUUCAUCAAUGGUAUAUCGACUGUGUCGAAAAUUCUCCCGAUGGACCACCACGGGAGGAGGAGCAGACGGCUGAGCAAAGUUUUCCUGUCUUCAAUCGACGGAACCUCCGCACCGGCGCCGAGAUCCCCGCGAUCAAGUUUGUCUAUCCAAACUUACUGAUUGCUCAAACCAUGUGCGUGUAUUACUCGAUGCGGCUCAUCUUGUCAUCGAUCGACACGCGCCCGGAGGACCGCGUCACGCCUAUGGAGCAGUACGAGUUAGCAUGUGGCAUUUGCCAGUCACUGCAGUGGUAUAUUCAGACUGCGCCGGGGAACAUGAUUAAUCGGCUGGCUUUUCCCGUCCGGGUGGCGUGGGAAGCCUUCCCCGAUGGGGGACCCGAGCGCAGAUUCAUGAUGGAGGUGCUGCAGCUGGUCGAAAAGCGGCACUCGCUCGGUCUCUGGGGUAGUGCGAUGCCCGAGUUAUCGACGCGCGCCAAAUCGCCGCUGAAUACCAGGUAA
Molecule: messenger RNA, 783 nt
Organism: Penicillium lagena
Lineage: Eukaryota; Fungi; Ascomycota; Eurotiomycetes; Eurotiales; Aspergillaceae
Exons: 2
Coding region: 1-783 (260 amino acids)
Source: RefSeq, a predicted model, not a curated record